AUGUGGGAGCCCUCUGCCCUCUACGACUUCUACGUGGCGGCGCUGCGCGCGUCGGUGCAGCUGGCGGUUGUGCUGUCGCUGCUUGUGUCUGCCGACCGCGUGCUCAACGUCCUCAAGUUCGCCUGCAUCAAGCUGCGCGCAAAGCUGACGGGCAGGCUGCCGCAGGACGCCUGGUUCCGCGCGCCGCUGCCCAAGGCCCCAGAGGAGUACCCGCUGGUGGCUGUGCAGCUGCCCAUGUUCAACGAGCGCGCCGUGUGCCAGGCCAUCAUCGACUGCUGCGCAGAGCUGGAGUGGCCCGCGCAGCGGCUCAAGAUCCAGGUGCUGGACGACUCCACCGACGGCGUGACUCGGGAGCUGGUGGAUGAAAAGGUGCUGGAGUGGCGGGAGCGGGGCAUCGCGGUGGAGUGCGUGCGCCGCACCAACCGCCAGGGCUACAAGGCGGGGGCGAUGAAGGAGGGAAUGGAGGCUCUGGCGCGCGAGGGGUUCGAGUUUGUCGCUGUGUUUGACGCCGACUUCAAGCCCGAGCCCGGCUUCCUGCACAGGACCCUGCCAUACCUCAUGGGCAACCCGCAGGUCGGGUAUGUGCAGUCGCGCUGGGUGUUCACCAACCCGCAGGAGUCGUACCUGACCAAAGCACAGGAGGUCAGCCUGAACUACCACAUGAAGUGCGAGCAGUACACCCACUCCGCCGCCCGCUCCUUCUUCAAUUUCAACGGCGUGUGGCGCCUGGCGUGCAUCGAGCACGCGGGCGGCUGGAAUGCGCGCACGACGGUGGAGGACAUGGACCUGUCGCUGCGCGCCUACCUGCGCGGCUGGUCGGCCGUCUUCUUGCACGAUGUGGCCUGCCUGAACGAGCUGCCUCUGGGUCGCAAGGUGGAGCUCAUCCUGCUCUACUUUGGCGUGCGCAAGUGCUCCACCCACCUCGUCUCCCUGGGCUUCUUCUGCACCCUGGUGCCCCUCACGGUCUUCACGCCAGAGGUGCACAUCCCCACCUGGGCCCUGGUGCACCUGCCGGUGGCCGUCACCCUCUCCACCUCCUGGUUCACCCGCAAGGGCUGGCUCUACUCCGUCUUCUACGUCCUCUUCGAGAACGCCAUGGGCACAGUCAAGCUGUGGGCGGUGGUCACGGGCCUGCUGGACCUGCAGCGCGCCCAGGAGUGGGUGGUGACCACCAAGCUGGGCAGCAGCGACAAGCGCCCCGGCACGGGCGGCGACGGCUCCGCCAUCACCAUCCCCUCCUGCCGCCUCUACCUCAACGAGCUCGCCUGGGCCCUGUUCACCGCAGCCGCCGGCUUCUACGGCCUGUUUGCCGGCACCGCCCACAUGGGCCUGGCCCUCUACCUGCUGGUGCAGAGCUUUGUGUUCCUGGCCUUUGGCCUCAACUGGGUGGACGCGGGCGGCCUGCUGGGCGGGCGGCUGGACGAGGAUGUGGUGCGGGUGCCGGUCAAGGCCAGCGGCGCCCCGCUGGCGCCAGCGGGGCGAGAGGUCAAGCGUGCGUACACAAUCCCCGUCAUCAAGCUGGACUCGGAGGAUCGCCUGCCCGCCAUGCGCACCGCCGCCUCGGCGUACGCCAAGCUGGACUCAGGCGGCAGCCGCACCGACGUGCUGGAGGGGCUGGCGGACGGCAGCGCCUCGCCCUCCACCAGCAGCAGCGCCUCCUCGCUGCACGACGGCUACGGCUCCAGCUCUCCCGAGGGGCUGGGAGACAACGCGGUCAGCCUGGCCAGCGUGCGGCUGGCAGACAGGUGGAAUGUGUCGCCGGACUCCAGCCUGACUGAUAUCUAUGCCACCAAGCCCGCCGCCAAGCUCUCCACCCCGGGGGCGGGCGCCACCCCCGCUGCGCUUGCCGCCGACAUGCUGGCGGGGAAGACGCAGCCGCGCCGCGGCUGGGGCAGCCUGUUCGGGCUGGCGCCAGCCUACGAGCGCCUGGAGGCCGCGCACGUGGAUUGA
Chlorella variabilis is the source of this 1950-nucleotide messenger RNA. RefSeq lists its product as hypothetical. Gene Ontology annotation, cellular component: Golgi apparatus. The transcript is spliced from 15 exons. Gene Ontology annotation, molecular function: glycosyltransferase activity. The record is from RefSeq and is a predicted model, not a curated record. Lineage: Eukaryota; Viridiplantae; Chlorophyta; Trebouxiophyceae; Chlorellales; Chlorellaceae. Bases 1 to 1950 code for a protein of 649 amino acids.